GCUCCCUACACGUGCUACCCCCUAGCAGAACAAAAAAAAACCUGCAAAUUUUUGACCGGCUCAAGGCGCCUAGGCCGCCCCCCGCAAAGUCAAACCGGCACGACGGCCGCAGCAGUGGCACCCCCGGCCGCAAUCCUGCAGCACCAGCCCGCGACGACGACGUCCGCCACGUCGCCACUUGUCCCGCAUCACCCCCACUCCCACAACAUCCUGCAGCCCCACCACCACCAUCAGCAGCCACCGCCGCCGCCGCCCCCGCGCGCCGCUGCAGCAGGCUGGGAUUGUAAUUUAUACUCCCGCACCACGACGCACUUCAAGAUGAUGAUGGCGACGAAGGGCAAGCGGCCGCUGCGCCACUUGACCGCCACCGACAAGAUCGACGCCAUCCAGCGGAUCCACGACGGCGAGUCAAAGGCCUCGGUCGCGCGUGACAUUGGCGUGCCCGAGUCGACGCUUCGCGGCUGGUGCAAAAACGAGGAGAAGUUGCGUUACAUGAGCCGGCAGUCGGCGGAGAACGCGGACAAGCUGACGAGUGAGGCCACGGCGGCGGCACUGACGGCGGUCGCCGCAGCGGAGCUGUUCAACGGGCCACCGGAGAAGCGGAUGAAGCUGGAGCAGGGGCUGUUUGGGAAGAAGUAUGAUGAGAGCUUUUACAAGAGUCCGAGAGGGAUGAACGGGUUGGAUUUGAGUGGGGGUGGGGACAAGGGGUUGGGGGUGAGCGGGGGUGAUAUUAUAAUGAAUGGGCUGCACGGGGCGGAUUUUAGCGCGUUUGCGAAGACGGCGGCGGAGAUUUCGGCGAUGGGGAAGGCGAAGGAUCGGUACGGGGCGGAUUUGAGCCGGAAUGGAGGUGGGGAUCCGGGGAAGGCGGAACUGUCGAUGGCGGCGAUAUCGCCGUUGACCAGCUUGAGUCACCUUUCGGGGAUGGGCGGGCUGGCGCAGAGUCCGCUGGCGUUGAGUUUCAACGAGAUUGCGACAAACUUGAACUUGAUAGCGCAGUUGAACAAUAAUCACAACUUGGCGACGAUGUCGAAUUUGGGCGGAUUGACGGCGGCGCAAUCGUUGAGGAAUGCAAGACCUAAGGGGAAUGCUAGUCAGAGUCCACGGGCGAGUUUGCCGGAUUCGUCGGGGAGUGGCGGUGGAACUCCCGGGGACAAGUCGACUCCGUCGUUGACGGUGCGAAAUUUGGCGAAAUUGCAGCAGAAAACGUCGAGCGAACUUCAGAACAACGGUAUGAUCCAUGGUAUUAACUUGAACGACAAAUAUAAACAACAAUCACCAUCUGCCGCCCCCCUAGGUCGUGACCCUAACGCCCCCGUCGACGAAGCGCUCUGGUACUGGCUCAAGUCCCAACAAGCCAUGCUCGGGUUGAACAAUCUGUACUCGCAGAUGCCCCGUCCGUCGAGUCCGCAGCAACCGCAGUCAACGCCGCCAACGAACACGACACAGCAGCAGCAACCGCAGAGUUCAACGCCACCGACCGCGACUCCGCCGAUCGUGUCCACCCCGCAGCCAACGCCGCCCUCGUCCGCACCCUCGCUCACCCCCGAGGACACGAAGAACUCGUCCUGGUUCUGGCAGUGGUACAAAACGUUCGGCGCCUCGCUCAUGCCCGGCGACAAGUCCUGCAACAACAACUCGAUCAACGCCACCAACGCAAACAACUCCAAGUACGAGAACAUCCUCUACUCGCAGCUCACCAAAGGUCAAUCUCCGCCGACCACGGCCGACUCGCUCAAUAACAACGCUCAACCCAUCAACCUGAACAUCAGCUCAAACGGCGUCGUCGAUCAUCUCAAGUCCGAGCCGGAAGAUCUCUCCACCACCACCAACCCGUCGAUGCUCCCCCCGGAAGACCACACCCGCUUCAACCCGAGCCCAUCGACAAGCAUCAAGUCCGAGCUGAAGCCCGAAGUCGACGAAGUCGACGAGGACGAAGACGAAGACGACGAGGUCGCCAAGUGCAACGGCGCCAACACCGCCGUCAAGCAGGUCCUGGACAACCUCCUGUACAGCCAAAGCCAAAGUCCCGGCCCGGUCGCCACCGCCCCAUCCCCCCUCUCGCCCUCAAGCUCAACGCACGAAAACGGGCACGCCACUCCGACGCCCCUGGCGGACGACCUCAAGAGCACCUGCUCGGAGGACACCGACCUGAAGAGUUCCGCCGAGGCGGUCGAGCACGGCGAAAAGUUCCUCAAGUGGCUGGAGGCGUGCAGCGAUCCGAACGUGACGGCGAUGCAGGUCAUGCAGUUCAAGUAUCUGCUCAACAGCAUCAAGCUGAGCGCGGAGCGGCAGAACGGAGGUGGAGAGGAGCGAACUCGGCGGCGGAGGAAGUAAGAAGUUCUCGCUCUUUAUCUGUAAAUAGUCCAGUCCUAAAUCAAAAUCAGCUGAGCCGCGAAGAUAUCAUUAGCACAGAGCAGUAGAGACGAAGCAGCAGCAACUCCCCUAACGAAAUAAGUAGUUAAAUUUUUGCCCCAUUUUUUAUGAAGUCUAUUAUUUUUGUUUUUACCUCUAUAUAUUUCAUUAUUUGAUAUAUAUAUAUUAUAUUGCCGGAAGCAGGAAAGAUUGCUAUUUAUCACACACUAAACUCUGACACUCUCGACCGUGUAAAUAAAAGUCGCCCCUCGUUUUUUUGUCGAAGAAAAAAACUCCACUCAAGAGAGAAGAAGAAACAUGCCAAAUGUACAAGUUAUCGAACACUAUUAAAAACCGCGUAAUACUUGCUCUAGGAAAGCAACAUUAGAAAAGAAAACCCCCCCAUAAAUGUAAGCGAAACUUACCCCUCAACAAAAAAAGGAGACCGAAAUUUGUGAAAAACUAUGUAAGCGAAGAAAAAUCAAAUAAAAAAGCCCAAAACUAACAACACACACAAACAAAAAAAGAAAACAAGUGAAACACAGAUCUCGUUUAUUUGUUAAUUUGAAGCGCAGCUCAAAAAAAAAUGACGGUGUGACGAAAUGAAAUGAAAUACUCAAAACAGUCCAAAGAAUACACACACUCACACA
Culex pipiens pallens (northern house mosquito) is the source of this 3002-nucleotide messenger RNA. RefSeq names its product protein distal antenna. The transcript has 2 exons. The record is from RefSeq and is a predicted model, not a curated record. Gene Ontology annotation, molecular function: DNA binding. The coding region runs from base 319 to 2334 and encodes 671 amino acids. NCBI's taxonomy places the organism in Eukaryota, Metazoa, Arthropoda, Insecta, Diptera, Culicidae.